UGCCACCAGCGUGGAAGCCUUUAGGUUCGAGUUAGAGCUGGAUCGCUGAUCUUCUCUGUCCCUUCAGAUGAUGAUGCUCUCCCUCCCUCUAGCCGUGGCGUCUGGAUUCGUCUUGUACAAGCGCCUCUACCUCGGCGAGGAACAGCGUCAUCUGCAUCCCGGGGAUCGCAUCGCAAGCAAGCCAGCUUCCACCCACCGGGAGCCAACAUCACCUCCGCCGCCACGUCCAUCGUCUGGCCCGUCACAAUGAAUCAGAAUGCUUCUUUCGAAACGACCUCGUCUGUCUAGCCCUUUCUCUGCUCUCGUGUAGCUCGUAGCCUCGGCCGUCGUUGCUCGUGCUCGUAGACU
Messenger RNA from Jaminaea rosea, 348 nucleotides. RefSeq lists its product as hypothetical. The record is from RefSeq and is a predicted model, not a curated record. NCBI's taxonomy places the organism in Eukaryota, Fungi, Basidiomycota, Exobasidiomycetes, Microstromatales. The transcript has 2 exons. Bases 68 to 250 code for a protein of 60 amino acids.